UAAACAGAUGAGUCAACAGAGGGACGGGCAGACCGAGAGCAGGGACGCAGUCACACUCAGCUGGUAGUUAAGGAAAUAUUGACAGACUGAAGAACAGGAUUAAAAAAACUUAUUCAGUAUAUUAUUUUGUCUAAAAAGAAGACUGACUAUCUUGACAGUAACAGGAGCUGAAGUGGUUUACAGGAAUGAAUGCGGACAGAGAGGAGCAGGAAGACGAACUGUUGGCUCUCCAGAGUAUUUUUGAUGCGGAAGAGUUCGUCCGGGAUGAGUCGAAGUUUGCCGGAGAAAUACGAGUGUGUGUCGAGCUGCCUGCGGACUUUACAGUGCUUCUUAAAGAAGGUAAAACAAUAAUUUACACAGACAGAGGAGUACUUAAAACACGAAAAGUAAAAAGUUUUACUGUAUUAUAAUUACACGGACCCCAAAAGUGGACAUGUUUUGGCAUGUUUCCGUCACUCUGACUUUAUUUUGUUACCUCGGGAUUACAGCCUCAUGAGGAAGACUUUAAAGCUAAAGUUAUUGACAGAUCAUCAUGUGAAAUCUCUCCAUAAAUCUCCAUAUAAGAUUUAUAACAAAGUGUUAAAUCUGGUAUAAAAUCCAGGUUAGGGUGUAAAAACUGGGAUUUUUUUCUUGUAAAUUCUGUUUGUUUUUUUGCUCAGGUGAAUCUCAGAGGCAGUAUAAGAUCUCUUACCUCCCUCCUCUACAUCUGACCUUUGAACUCCCUGAGGACUACCCUUCCUCCUCCCCUCCCUCCUUCACUCUCACCUGCAGCUGGCUGACACACACUCAGGUAAUCAGUGGAGGUAAAGUGGGUCAAUCAAAACACUAUCUGUCACAUUUACUACAGGGUGUGUGAAGGUGUCAUAGUGUAGAUGAAAGGUUACAUCAGUCCAUCUCUACUCUCUUUCCACAGCUCUCUGCACUGACUACUCAGCUCAAUGAUCUCUAUCAGGCCACUGGGGGCGCUGUGGUGCUCUUCACCUGGAUCCAGUUUCUCAAAGAGGAUGCCCUCGGGUUUCUGGACAUCAGUUCUCUACUGGAGCUCCCAUCAGAUGAGGUGUCCAACCUCUCACAGCUGUCCUCAGGAGAAAAGCAUCAGACUGGGGAUUUUGCCAGUGACCAGGAUCCUCAACCAUCAAAAGUGAGCAGUGAAGAUCCUCAGGAAGCUGAGGAGCUAGGCCGAAAUAGUCCAGUAUCUCACUACAGCUCAGCUACUCAGAGUGGUCCUAACUCAGAGUCUGAUGAAGAGGGAUCUGAAGACCAGAGGCUAGAAACCUCAGGAUUAAAGGCUGUCUCAGAGGACGACCAUGAGGACACUGUAAAUGGAGGUGACUCUUCAGCCUCAUUGCUACCCUCCUCUAACUCACCACAACCACAGGAUCCAUGUGGACCUGCUUCUGUGCUGGUCCACUCUAAAGAGUCCACACAUAAAGACAACCAAAAACCCUCUGGUCCCUCCUUAACUCCGUCACAGGCCCUCCUGUCCCAGAUCUUAAUCUACAAUGCAGCCCAGAAACAGAAAGAGUUUUCCACCACUGUGUUUGACUGUGGGGUGUGUUUCGUGGGUUGGCUUGGUUCUGACUGUGUGCAGCUGUUUGAGUGUGGCCACAUCUUCUGCAGGGGUUGUCUGGGUGGGUUUUUUAAGCUCCAGAUAACAGAGGGGAACAUCCGGGGCGUCAGAUGUCCUGAUGGAGACUGCACUGCAACCCCUACACCUGCACAGGUACAGUCAUGAGCUGUGUGUAAAUAUUAAUAUAUUUGUAAGAAGCAUAUGUCUGCAGUAAUAAUGUUGUAACUAAUAACUCUCAUAUUUACUGCCAAGUUUAACCCCUUGAUGGCAAGUCUCUAAAAAUGUUUUUUAUUCUCGUAUCUUUGAAGGUGCAGAGUUUGGUUGGUGAGGAACUGUUCAGCCGCUAUGAUCGCCUCCUGCUUCAGAUGACUCUUGAUCGCAUGGCUGGUUUGUUUCCUUCAUAUUUACGUAAAACUGAGCAUGUAUCAAAUUGACUUUAUCUAAGAUUCAAAACAGUUUUUGUAGGUAGUUAUUGAAUAGACUUUUUCAAACUGGUAGUGAUGAGCGCAUUAAAUGUUUAGUUCUCUUUUAAUUAUUUCAAUGAAUUUAAGAAUAUUUAACAUACCAAACAGGAUCAAACCAUCAUCUUCUUGAAAACAAACCUAAACUCUUUUCUCCUUGUAGAUGUGGUGUACUGUCCUCGACGUACCUGCGCUGCUGCUUGUAUUAUGGAGAAGUCCAGCAGGGCAGCGAUGUGCUCUGUGUGCGACUUUGCCUUCUGCGUGGCCUGCAAAAAAACCUACCAUGGAACAGACAAGUGUCAAAACGAGAAGAGGAAGGAUGAGGAAUCAGAACAUUCACAGAACACUGCAUUGCCACGAACAAUAGGUAUAAGAAACUUGACAAGAAUCUUUGAUUUUACUGCAUGCUGGUCUAUCACUAUAAGUCACAGUGGUCAAAAGUAACAUAAAAAGAUUAUAGAUAGCUUGGUACCGCUGUAGAAAAGACCCCAUCUAAAACGACCUUUCAUCCACCUUUGAUAAUAGACCUACACUGCCACUGGGUUGUUCGCUCAGUUUUUCUAUAUGGAAAUGUGUAUCUAAACUAGUGAUCUUUGUGUGCAUAUGUGUGUGCUUGUGUGUGGACAUGCUUCAGAGGGGUUAAAAGCUCUGUGGGCAGAUUAUUCCAAAGGUAGUAAGGAGAGGAAGAAGCUCCUGGAGAGCAGAUACGGUCGCAGUAGGGUGCAAUUCACUGUCCAGGAGGGUCUCAGUGAACAGUGGAUUGUCGUCAACAGCAAAAACUGUCCCCACUGUUUCUGCAAAAUUGAGGUAUUCAUAUUCUCUAUAAUCUUUAUUGAAAAAAGAGCUGACUGUUUCAGAUGGCUGGUUUUGCUAACGUAUGUUUUUGUUUUUUAUUAUAGAAGCAUGGUGGAUGUAACAUGAUGACGUGCGCUCAGUGUCACCAGUACUUCUGCUGGGCUUGCCUCUCUGCAGUGCCAUGGGGUCGUUCAGGUUCACACUACAGUCAAAGUCCCGACUGCUUGUUAUCACUUUAAUCCCUGUGGUAUACUUCCAUCAGCCACAAAUUAAGUUGCUUACACAAAAUUUGCACUAUUAUUCUAUUUUAAAUGUGUUUUUCUUUGAUAUGCUGUCAAAACUGACAAUUUGUGACACAGUUGGUUCUGAGAACUGAUGUAGGUAAAUGUUGUAACGCUCUAAAUAUAAUUUAUUUUGCUUAUGAUCUGCAAACAAAGCAUUUUAGUACUGAGUUUUUAACAAUAUUUGAUCAACAUAUAUUCAACAUUGAACACAAACUUGACAAAACAGAAAUAAAAAAUGUCUUACUAACCUCUUUGUUGAUCAACUGAAUGACGAAGUGAUAACAGCAGGAGGAGUCUGGUUUCAAACUUUUUGUAAUGCAGGUGUAUUUAAAAACAUGCUUUUGAAAAAGUCUAUCGUGUGGAUAUCUUCACCAAUAAAGCUCUUUUAAAAUGAUUUAUGAAAAUACAGUGAUGUGUAUGUUCAAAACAAUUCAUGGGGUACUAUCACCAGAGUGGUUUUGUGAGUUAACUGUCCGUACAAAGUUUGUUAACCAUUCCUUCUAAUGGUCUAUAAUAGUGAGCGGGACCAUGUGUAAUACCACGGACAGUAAAGGUGGAUCACAGGGUUGUACUGACAGGCUUAACAUGGAGAAGAAGGUUUGCAUCUAAGUUCUUCUAAUACAUAACUGAUCUAACACAAUAAGUGUCCACAAUAAGGUAGUUUUUCUAUAUAAUAUAUCUAUAAAGUGUUGAAAAUGGGAGCUGCCUGAGUGGUCAUGGAGUUAGUUCAAGUUUUUCUGAGUUUAUACAAAUGUUAGAAUUAUGUUACAUUUUCUCAGCAUCUGGCAUAAAAAAGUUGUACCCAGAAUUUUUUAAAACUUUAAGCCUUAGGCAACUUGCAGCUCCACCCUAAGGACAAACUUAAUAAACACUUUUCGAAAGAGGAAAAAUUCCCUGCAGCCUACAAUUUGAUUGACAUCAAGUUAUGAUGCAUUGUUAAAACUGUUGAGGUGUGAGAGGCUGAAAUGUAUGGACUGAAAGGCUGAAUAAUGCGUGUUAGUGAUAAGAAAGUUGUUGCAACAGGUGUUGUCUAUCACUCCCUUAAAACAAAAAAAAAAAAGUCUAAAGUCAAUGGUUUAUUUAAUGUUUAUUUACAAACAAAUAUCUUUAAAUUAUCUCUCUGUGAACAUAACAUUGAAGCACAGCAGAAAGUAUGAAUUAGACACUUAAGUACGUUUACAAUGAGUUUAGACAACUCUGACUGCAGCCACUUACUCCAUAGUUUAAAAAAAACUGUUUUGGGGUCUAGAGACAAAUUCUUUUCUGUCUGGGAUUCAGAGUUGAAGCAUUUAAGUAAACUUAAAACUGUACCCACUUAAUACCCCUUAGCACCCAUCCUGUUUGUGAUUGUGAUCAAACCCAUGUGAACCUUAUUGUCCUGUUUUGCGCACAGCUUCAGUGUUCGCGAACUCAUGAAUGUGCUCAAAUAUGUUUACAAUUCCAUUCAAUUAACCUUUUUUUCCCUAGACUGGUGUCCCAACAUGUUUGUAGGAAAGGGGGCUAUUAUAUAAUAUAAACAUGACCAUUGUGAUCCUUCUGUAUGUUUAUCUAUGUACAAUAUUGUUGAUGCUCAAUUAAAAGACAAUCAAAAAAAUCUGUGUUUUACAUGACGACCCUGAAUGCCUCAUAUUUACCUUGCCUGAAUCAUAAACACUGUAGGUUGGGGUUGCCGCGGAGUCCUGAGUUUUGCAUCAUAAACAGAUGAGUCAACAGUGGGACGGGCAGACCGGGAGCAGGCACGAAAUCAGACUCUCAGCUGAGACAGUUACGGAAGUAUCCACGAAAUCGCACAGCUGGAUUUAAACAAUUCAUUCCGCAUAAUUUCUGCUACAAAGUAGAGUGACAGUCUUAAAAUCACAAGGAGCUGAAGAGAUUUACAGCAGGGACUCGAGGAAUGAAUGCGGACAGAGAGGAGCAGGAAGACGAACUGUUGGCUCUCCAGAGUAUUUUUGAUUCGGAAGAGUUCGUCCGGGAUGAGUCGAAGUUUGCCGGAGAAAUACGAGUGUGUGUCGAGCUGCCUGCGGACUUUACAGUGCUUCUUAAAGAAGGUAAAUAGAAAAAAUAAAUAUUACAAAAAAUGCAAAAAAGAAAGACACGAACAGGAGGGUUCAGUGUUACCGACGGCACAGGUUGACCUGCCUUGUGUCAACUUAAUUCUGAUACAACUGUUAAUAAUCAGCAGACUCUUCAGGUUCUUUGGUAGCUGUAUGACAUUUGUAUUAAUGAACUGUGGUCAAACCAGCGGACACUAAAAUUAGGGUACCCGCGUAUUCUAUCCUUUGCGUGCGACCCCGAACGAGCGAGCAGGUACCAAUGCGACUUCCGGUUUUCAAAAUAAGAUUCUAAAAACAGUGAAUGAAGAAUUUCGGAUAUCUAAAUGUUUGACAAUACACGUGUUUGACCGUUAAUUUCCGGCAACGCUUAAUGCACAUGAGUAUAGGACAUCUCUGACUACUGUCAGACUAGGACUUAUUCAUUUUACUUUAUCAUUUUAGAGAAAUGUCACUUUGAAAUGGUUAUAUUUCUUACUUUUGUGAUACUAUAAAAGCAAAUUGCUUCAUAAUUUUUGACAAUGCUUGAUGUACUUGAGUAGGAGACAUCUCUGACUACUUACACACUGAGAAUCAUUCAUUUUUACAGUAUUGUUUUAGAGAAAUUUCACAUUCAAGGUCCUACAUUUGUACUUUGAAAUAGUUACAUUUCUCAUUUUUCUGAUACUGUAAAAGCAAAUCGCUUCAUAGUUUCUGGCAAUGUUUGAUGUACAUGAGGAGAAGACAUCUCUGACUACUCUCACAGACAAUUAUUCAUUUUUACUGUUUCAUUUUAGAGAAAUUUCACAUUAAAAGUCCUACAUUUGUACUUUGAAAUGGUAACAUAUCUCAAUUUGGUUUCACUGUAUAAGCAAAUUGCUCCUUAAUUUCUGGCAAUGCUUAAUGUACAUGAGUAGAAGACAUCUCUGACUACUUACACACAUGGAAUUAUUAAUUUUUAAUGUAUCAUAUUUGAGAAAUUUCACAUAAAAAGUCAAAAUUUCACAUUAAAAGUCCUACAAAGAAUUCCCAUCCGGAAGGAGACCCCAAGGCUGACCCAGAGCGCACUGGAGGGAUUAAAUAUCCUUUCUAAGAGGGGGCUGAAAAAUGUAGCUCGGGUAAAAGCAGUGCUCGAGUUGGGGGGGAUAGCCCCCAGAAGUGAAAAUGGUAAAAAUCAUCCCCCUUCUACAACAGUCAUCACAGCUUUCCAUCCCAUUUUUUCCAGCCAUUUUUAUGCGGAAAUAUUACUCGGAUUUUAACAUGGGAAAUAUUGCCACCAUUUUAACGCCAAGCGGGUGUGACGGUGCGGCGUCCUCACUGACUGCGGGCAGAGCAUGGAGACACACAUACCGACAUACACGACUAACAUUUCCCUCCCAAACCAGCGUCGCUACUUACCCACCAAACAGCGCUACUUUUCCUUCUCCCUUCUCUGUUGGAUUGGGUUACCAAGGGUGCACACUUGGAGCUCUAUCAGUUAACUUAAACAUACAUUCACACAGACAUUUAUCCCUCCACUUACUUGCUGAGCGUCCAUUCACAUCAUGCUGGCUCAGGUGUCCAAAUGAGGAAACAGAGCUCGUGGUUUCCGGGUGUAAAAUAGAUGGUAUGGCGGGUUAAAGUGGUUACAUGAUGAAAGAAAAAUUAAUUCCCCUGUUGUUUGCCACAAAUCCCUCAAAAAUAUGUUUCAUUGACUUGUGUAAAAACUUGGUUAAAAUGGUAAAAACUUUCAGAAAAAGUUCUGAAGGUUAAAAGUGUAAAAAAUGGUUUUAAUUUGAAUAAAUGAGUUUUUUCCAAACUUAUCUAAUUAAUAACGCCCACUGGGAGGGGCUAGGAGGGGUUUAAAAGAUGGCUGCCUGUGCCUUUCUCUGAGUCUGGAGUUUGUUACAUGGAAGGUUCUGCCAAACUAACUUUUGUAGUGCUGCUGUGGUUUUUUUUAAAUGUAUUUAUUUAUUUUAAGUAAGAAUCUUGAGAUAUAGUGGAUAUAUAUAUUUUUUUGCCUUGUACAUUUUUAAGUAAUAUUUGAUAAUUUUUUUUAUGCUUUAGUAAAUAUUUUUGCACGGCACCUUGGAAGGCCGGCUGAAAAUAAAAAUAACCGUCACCGUAUUUCUCUACUACACCUGUGUUUUUCCACUAUAUUUUAAUUCUUCGAUUGAGAACCCUGUGACAGGGGGCCUCGUGCAUAUUUAGUAAAAUACUCUGGGUGAGGAAGCACAUGUGAAAAAGACACUUUUUCCCCUUUUUUUUUUGAAAAUAAAUGACGUCAGUAUGUGGCGAAGCAGCACUGGUGACGCUGUUGCUAUUUCAGUAUGAUGGCCGAGCGACAUGGGCAUCUCAAUCCAAGGGAUAAUAUAAUAUAAUAUGAUAAUUAUCUUUGUGCUUUAGCAACAAUGAAAUGGGUAACACAGUUGGUUUUCCGCCGUGUGAUCUGUCAGCAGAACAAAAUAUCUGUCCAUAGAAAUAAAAUCCACCAUCAACCCUGAUUUUUUUGACAGCUGGAUUACUGGGUAAAAGAUGUCUGGAUCGACUUUCUUCGACUGCUGCCUCCAGAGCCCAUGCUCAGAGUAAUGCCUGGGCCAGGAUUAAGCAUUUAUUAAUCAUUGUUAUUACUGUUUUUAUUAUUUGCUCAGGUGAAUCUCAGAGGCAGUAUGAGAUAUCUCACCUCCCUCCUCUACAUCUGACCUUUGAACUCCCUGAGAACUACCCUUCCUCCUCCCCUCCCUCCUUCACUCUCACCUGCAGCUGGCUGACACACACUCAGGUAAUCAGUGGAGGUAAAGUGGGUCAAUCCAAACACUAUCUGUCACAUUUACUACAGGGUGUGUGAAGGUGUCAUAGUGUAGAUGAAAGGUUACAUCAGUCCAUCUCUACUCUCUUUCCACAGCUCUCUACACUGACUGCUCAGCUCAAUGAUCUCUAUCAGGCCACUGGGGGCGCUGUGGUGCUCUUCACCUGGAUCCAGUUCCUCAAAGAGGAUAACCUUGGGUUUCUGGACAUCAGUUCUCUACUAGAGCUCCCAUCAGAUGAGGUGUCCAACCUCUCUGUACUGUCCCCUGGAGAAAAGCAUCAGACUGGAGAUCUUGCCAGUGACCAGGAUCCUCAACCAUCAAAAGUGAGCAGUGUAGAUCCUCAGGAGGCUAAGGAGCUGGGCCGAAAUAGUCCAGUAUCUCACUACAGCUCAGCUACUCAGAGUGGUCCUAACUCAGAGUCUGAUGAGGGGGGAUCUGAAGACCAGAGGCUAGAAACCUCAGGAUUAAAGGCUGUCUCAGAGGAUGACCACGAGGACACUGUAAAUGGAGGUGACUCUUCAGCCUCAUUGCUACCCUCCUCUAACUCACCACACCCACUGGAUCCAAGUGGACCUGCUUCUGUGCUGGUCCACUCUAAAGAGUUCACACAUAAAGACAACCAAACGCCCUCUGGUCCCUCCUUAACUCCGUCACAGGUCCUCCUGUCCCAGAUCUUAAUCUACAAUGCAUCCCAGAAACAGAAAGAGUUUUCCACCACUGUGUUUGACUGUGGGGUGUGUUUCGUGGGUUGGCUUGGUUCUGACUGUGUGCAGCUGUUUGAGUGUGGCCACAUCUUCUGCAGGGGUUGUCUGGGUGAGUUCUUUAAGCUCCAGAUAACAGAGGGGAACAUCCGGGGCGUCAGAUGUCCUGAUGGAGGCUGCCCUGCAACCCCUACACCUGCACAGGUACAGUCAUGAGGUUUCUGUCUGUCCUCUCUUUAAAACACUCAGAAGGAAUACGAGACAGAUUUUACCAUGAAUUAAAAUGAAUUUUAGUUAAAGCAUGAACUCUAAAUUGGUACGAGUGUAUGUAUUUUUAAUGCAAUUUUAAACUUUUUUCGUUCUUGUAACUUUACAAAUUUCAAUCAAUCAAUUUUUAUUUAUAAAUCGCCAAAUCACAACAAUUGUUACAUCAAGACGCCCUCCAAAAAACAGGUCCAGACCUAACUCAUUGUUUGAUGUAUUACAACAUUUGAAUUCCUAAGUUAAUAGUUAGUUUUGUGUAGUUACAUCUUCACAAAACACACCUACAGCUGUUGCUCAGGUUACCUCUUGAAUCUAUUGAAUUUCAUUGAGAGUAUACUAUCUUAUUUCUUUUGUUAUUUUCAUAUCUUUGAAGGUACAGAGUUUGGUCGGGGAGGAACUGUUCAGCCGCUAUGAUCGUCUCCUGCUUCAGAUGACUCUUGAUCGCAUGGCUGGUUUGUUUCCUUCAUAUUUAAAUAAACUCAAGCACAUAUCAAAUGACUUUAAAUAAGAAAUAUCACCUUUAAGAAUUUGCUUAACAGCUGUAAAAUAACCUACAAAGGCAAAACAAAGAGAAAAAAAAAUCAUCUUUUUGAAAACAAACCUAAACUCUUUUCUCCUCGUAGAUGUGGUGUACUGUCCUCGACUUACCUGCGCUGCCGCUUGCAUUAUGGAGAAGUCCAGCAGGGCGGCGAUGUGCUCUGUGUGUGACUUUGCCUUCUGUGUGGCCUGCAACAAAACCUACCAUGGAACAGACGACUGUCAGGAUGAGAAGAAAUGGGAGGAGGAGGAGGAGGACACAAAAGACUCAAAGGACCCUUUCAAAGCACUGCCACAGUCAUCAGGUAAAAGACAACACAAACUAAUGCAUGCAUAUGAGACUCACAUGUUUGCAUUGAUGGGGUAUAAUUUUGUGUAUGUAACAGAGGUCAAAGGUAACCUGAAAAGAUUAUAGAUAGCUUGGUACCACUGUAGAAAAGACCCCAUCUAAAACGACCUUUCAUCCACCUUUAAUUAUAGAGUUACACUGCCACUGGGUUGUUUGCUCAGUUUUUCUAUAUGGAAAUGUGUAUCUAAACUAGUGAUCUUUGUGUGCAUAUUUGUGUCUGUGUGUGGACAUAUCUCAGAGGGGAGGGAAGCUCUGUGGGAAGACUAUUCCAAGGGUAGUAAGGAGAGGAAGAGGCUCUUGGAGAGCAUAUACGGUCGCAAGAGGCUGCAGCUUCCUCUCCUGGACAGGCUGAGUAAAAAGUGGAUUGUCGGUAACAGCAAGAAGUGUCCUCACUGUUUCUGCAACAUAGAGGUAUUUAUAUCCUCUAUGAUCUUCAUUCAAAUACAAAAAUCUGACUGUAUAAGACAGCUGGUUUUGCUAACAUAUGUUGUUGUGUUUUUAAUUGUAGAAGAACGGUGGAUGUAACAUGAUGGUAUGUGGUCGGUGUAACCAGCGCUUCUGCUGGGCCUGCCUCACUGCAGUGCCAUGGGAUGGUUCACACUACGAUGACAGUCCUGGCUGCAUAAACCCAGUCUAGUCCCUGUGGUAUACUUCUAUCAGUCACAAAUUAAGUUGCUUACACAAAAAUAUCACUAUUAUUCUAUUUUUAAAUGUGUUUUUCUUUGAUAUGCCGUCAAAACUGACAAUUUGUGAUGCUGCUCGUUCUGAAAACUGAUGUGGUUAAAUAUCAUAACACUCUCAAUAUGAAUUAUUUUGCUUAAGGGGUAGCUUUUAUUGUCAGACCUCAGA
Xyrichtys novacula (pearly razorfish) is the source of this 10629-nucleotide messenger RNA. Lineage: Eukaryota; Metazoa; Chordata; Actinopteri; Labriformes; Labridae. The record is from the annotation of a GenBank genome assembly.